Messenger RNA from Microdochium trichocladiopsis, 1093 nucleotides. RefSeq lists its product as uncharacterized. Bases 30 to 1040 code for a protein of 336 amino acids. NCBI's taxonomy places the organism in Eukaryota, Fungi, Ascomycota, Sordariomycetes, Xylariales, Microdochiaceae. The transcript has 4 exons. The record is from RefSeq and is a predicted model, not a curated record.
UAAUGCCAGCUGCGUCUGCAGGCACUUAAAUGGCCUUGUCCUGCGCGUGUAAGCACCUCGGCAUGCAGCGAUCAUCUGGCAGCCACUCCCAACGUCUGAGCAGGUUCCUUCACUCAGCUACCAGCAUGGCGCAAAGAGAACCAAAGCGUCCUGACGAGCGAAUCGUCAUCAUUGGCGCGCGUAAGGUCGGCAAGACUCAUCUCCUGUUGUGGUUCCAGCGCGCAUUUUCAAAGCCAAACUUGAACACCGAUGAGCACACAUGGAUCGAGAGGCAGAUAGCGAAGUGCCUCGAGCACAACAGCACUAUUCAUCGGAACAUGCAGACACAUGCGGAAGUUUGGGCUGAUGUACCGCAUAACAUCGAGAUUUUUGAGGUCCCCAAUCUGACUUCGGAUAUCAGCAAAGAUCUAGCAAGACAGUGUACUCCCAGAACAGUGGUCUUGCUGUUAUACGAUCCUAGGCAGCCAUCCACGCUCACUCAAGUUUUGAACGGGUGGGAUGAACUCAAGAAGGCCUUGCCUGAUGAGGCCUCGUUCACGGAGCCCAUUCUUGUUGCUACCCACUCUGACCAGCAGGAUCAGUGGAGCGAUGAACACAAGGACCAGCUAGCCAAGUACCCGGCUAUCACCUACUUCAAGGUUUCUUUCAACACCGGCGAAGGUGUUCGAGAGCUUAUCGAUGAGGCAUUGCUGGCAAUAGCAUGGCCAGACAUUGCGAUGCAGCUCGACAAUGACACACACAACGGGAACGAGAGCCCGAAUACCACGACCGAUGAGAGACCGGAUACGCAGACGUCACAUGCUGAGCACGAUAUGGAGCCGCAGGCAGAGACGGCACCUGCUGACCACGACGAGGAUGCGCAGACGGAGGAUGAGAUGUUCGAGGAUCCGUGCAGCGAGAAGGUCAGGUACGAGCAGCCGCCCACGGCUUGGGCAGUGCUGGACUGUUGUGGUUGUCUAUCGAUCGUCUCCGGGAACUUGGUAGGCAGGUGGAAAGGGUGGAACGCGAGCGCGGCAUCUGGCCAAGUCGCUACGUCAUAGAGACUUCUGCGGGCAGAACACCACAACGACACAAUCAAUGCUGCAUUACCUAC